UCUUUCUUUCUUUCUUUCUUUCUUUCUUUCUUUCUUUCUUUUUUAUUUACUUAUUCUUCUUCUUCUUAUUCCUUGUUAUUUUAUUUUAUUUACUUAUUUAUAUAUAUAUACUCAAAUUCCUUUUACCCAAUCAUUCCAUCAAUAAAUCAUUCCAUUACACAAUGAAAGUUGCCUUUAUCACUCUUCUAUCUUUGGUAGCUACAAGUUCUCUUGUUCAAGCUGGUCCUAUUGCUGCUUUUGAUCAACUUCGUGUUUUCCGUCAAACUGAACCUGAACGUCGUCUUAUUCAAUAUGGUGAAGAUACUCCUCCAAAGUGGAUGAAACAAACUGAUAUUGAUAACUUGUUCCGAGCUGGUGUCAAGUUCAUGGAUAUUACUGAUCAUCAAGAUUUAGGUUCUUAUUCUGCAUAUCAACGUGCUUGGGAACCAGUGAUCCCUACCAAGGUCAGUUAUCAAGAUGAAGUGGCUCCUUUUAUUGGUAAUUUGACAACGGAUACAAUGAAAUCCAAUCUUGAAAAAUUCACCAAUUUCCGUACACGAUAUUAUAAAUCAUCUUAUGGGGCCAAGUCUUGUCGGUGGUUAAUUGAACAAAUUCAAGCUGUUGUAGAUGAAGCAAAUCGUGGUGAUCUCGUGUCGGUCAAAGAAUUCAAGCACUCGUGGGAUCAAUUCUCCAUUGUGGCGCGGUUUGAAGGAAGUGAUCAAGAUUUGAAGGAUGAAUUAGUCAUUGUGGGUGCUCAUCAAGAUUCUGUCAAUCUCUGGUUACCUUACUUCGGUCGUUCUCCCGGUGCUGAUGAUGAUGGUAGUGGAACGGUUACUAUUCUUGAAACUUUCCGUAGUUUGGUUACAAAUGGAUUCAAACCUGAACGUCCUGUAGAAUUCCAUUGGUAUAGUGGAGAAGAAGCUGGUUUAUUGGGUAGUCAAGAUGUGGCUGCUCAAUAUCUCAAUGAUGGUAAGAAGGUGGUAGCUAUGUUACAAAAUGAUAUGACUGGUUAUGUUGGAACAAACAACGAAGUCAUUGGUAUUGUUACCGAUCAUGUGGAUGAAAAGCUGACUGAUUUCUUGAAAUCAUUGGUGGACAAUUAUGCUUCUAUUCCCUACACCUCUACCAAAUGUGGUUACGCUUGUAGCGAUCAUGCUUCUUGGCGCAAGGCAGGUUUCCCUUCAGCCUUCACUAUCGAAAGUGCUUUUGAUGAUUCCAAUCACUAUAUUCACACUUCUGAUGAUACCAUUGACAAACUCUCUUUUGAUCAUAUGCUGGAAUUUGCAAAAGUUGCUUCUGGGUUUGCCGUGGAACUUUCCCACAAACAAUAAAUCGGGUCUUCCAGUUUUAGUAUUUGUUUAGUUGACUGUAGUUAUCUCUCUCUCAUCUCUCUCUUUUUUUUUUUUUUUUUUUUUUUCUAUUA
Messenger RNA from Halteromyces radiatus, 1402 nucleotides. RefSeq lists its product as uncharacterized. Gene Ontology annotation, molecular function: metalloexopeptidase activity. Lineage: Eukaryota; Fungi; Mucoromycota; Mucoromycetes; Mucorales; Cunninghamellaceae. Gene Ontology annotation, biological process: proteolysis. The transcript is spliced from 6 exons. The record is from RefSeq and is a predicted model, not a curated record. The coding region runs from base 162 to 1310 and encodes 382 amino acids.